Molecule: messenger RNA, 1226 nt
Organism: Gastrolobium bilobum
Lineage: Eukaryota; Viridiplantae; Streptophyta; Magnoliopsida; Fabales; Fabaceae
Product: plant cysteine oxidase 4-like
Exons: 7
Coding region: 250-969 (239 amino acids)
Molecular function (GO): oxidoreductase activity, acting on single donors with incorporation of molecular oxygen, incorporation of two atoms of oxygen
Source: RefSeq, a predicted model, not a curated record
AUCUUCUCUUCCUCGUUUUUUACUUUGUAGCGAAUCCCUUACUUACUUCAACCUCUUCAAUCUUCAUCUACUUAUGCACCAUACCCAAGAAACCUUCUUCUUCCCUCAGUGAUGGGUUUCCCAGGCCCAUAAAUUAGAUUAGCUGGGAGGGAUCAUCUACAACUAUUCAGAUUCAUUACCGUUGGUUUGAUUCUGAGACUAAAAUACAGGCUUUGUUCUGAGUAGAUAAGAUAAUCACACCUUUACAAGAUGCCAUAUUAUAUACAGAGACUUUAUAGGCUAUGUCAGGCAUCCUUUUCUCCAGAUGGACCUGUUUCAGAAGAAGCCGUUGCAAAGGUUCGCGAGAAGUUAGAAAAAAUCAAGCCAUCAGAUGUAGGUCUUGAACAGGAGGCACAAGUGGUUCGUAACUGGUCUGGUUCAAUGCUUGACUGUAAUGGGAGCCAUCAACCACCACCACCAAUCAAAUACUUGCAUUUGUAUGAAUCUGACAGAUUCUCCAUAGGAAUUUUUUGUAUGCCUCCCUCAUCUGUUAUUCCCCUUCAUAAUCAUCCUGGAAUGACAGUCUUAAGCAAGCUCCUAUAUGGUUCAGUGUAUGUUAAAUCCUAUGACUGGAUCGAUUUCCCCGGCCCAACUGAUCCAUCUGAAGCUAGAGCUGCAAAGCUUGUCAAAGAUACAGAGAUGACAGCACCAAGUCCAACAACUGUUCUUUAUCCUACCAUUGGAGGAAACAUACAUUAUUUCAAGGCCGUAACCCCUUGUGCAAUCUUUGACAUAUUAUCUCCACCUUACUCUUCAGAACAUGGGAGACACUGCUCUUACUUCCGAAAAUCCCAAAGGAAAGAUCUUCCAGAUAAUCUUGAGUUGAAUGGAGAUACAGUUUCUGAAGUGACUUGGUUGGAAGAAUUUCAGCCUCCUGAUGACUUUGUGAUCCGGAGAGGGCUGUAUAGGGGUCCAGUUAUUAGAACUUGAAAAUUUUCUUGUUUUUCUGUAUUUUACCUUCAAAAAAGAAUUUGGCUUCUUAUCAAUUAUCAUUAGGUUACAGCAAAAGGAAUUGAUUGUUAAGGAGUUGUCAAAAAGCCGAUACAAUAAUUUUAUUCUUUUGGCAGUGUCAGUUAGGCAUUUGUACAUAACAGUACCCUAUUGUAGUCUCUAUUAUUAAGUCACUGACCUCAGCUUAAUCCAGUAGAAUACUUACGGAAUUUUAAAAAAGACCUCAAUCAUGAUGA